This is a messenger RNA of Hibiscus syriacus, 805 nucleotides long. Its product is annotated as NDR1/HIN1-like protein 10. The coding region runs from base 39 to 716 and encodes 225 amino acids. The transcript has a single exon. The record is from RefSeq and is a predicted model, not a curated record. NCBI's taxonomy places the organism in Eukaryota, Viridiplantae, Streptophyta, Magnoliopsida, Malvales, Malvaceae. Gene Ontology annotation, cellular component: plasma membrane.
AGUAAAAGCAGAUUUUCACAGCGUUUAGCAGUUUUACAAUGGCGGAGAAACAAUCUCAUCUCAAUGGAGCCUACUAUGGCCCUUCUGUUCCACCAGCUGCGAAUUACCACCGCCCCAGCCGUAGCUCGGGCUGCGGAUGCGGCUGUUGUCUUCUGAAGCUGCUCUUGAAGAUCGUGAUCGCUCUUGUGGUCAUCAUCGGCCUUGCUGUUCUCAUCUUCUGGCUCAUCUUCCGCCCCAACGAGGUCAAGUUCCAUGUCACCGACGUCAGGCUCAAUGAAUUCAGCCUCGAUAACCAAACCCUGCGUUACGACCUUGCGGUUAACAUCACAGUGCGUAACCCCAACAGGAGAAUCGGCAUACACUACGAUCGUAUCGAGGCCAGGGCCUACUACGACGACCAGCGUCUCCAAUCUGUGACUUUGACCCCGUUUUAUCAAGGCCACAAAAACACCAGCUUCUUGAACCCCGUGUUCAGGGGGGAGCAAUUCGUUCGGCUCGGUUCGGAUGAAGUUGCCGAUUACAAUGAAGAGAGGAUUAGUGGUAUUUACAGCAUUGAUGUGAAUCUGCAUUUGAGGAUCAGGUUCAAGGUCGGAAGGGUGAGGACCAGCAGGUUCAGGCCCAGGAUUGAAUGUGACUUGAAGGUUCCUUUGAACACAGCCAAUGGUACCUUGGCUGCUGCUCCUUUCACCACCAAGAGAUGCGAUUGGGAUUACUGAUCACACUUGGACGCCUCUCAUUCAUGCUCCGAUCGACCCUUUGAUUGUAUUUUUCGUUUUGUGAUUCAUACUAUUUAUUCUUUUGUCUU